This is a messenger RNA of Astyanax mexicanus (Mexican tetra), 5558 nucleotides long. It is a transcript of the gene srcin1a, whose product is annotated as SRC kinase signaling inhibitor 1. Lineage: Eukaryota; Metazoa; Chordata; Actinopteri; Characiformes; Acestrorhamphidae. The transcript has 22 exons. The record is from RefSeq and is a predicted model, not a curated record. Bases 719 to 5218 code for a protein of 1499 amino acids. Gene Ontology annotation, biological process: regulation of dendritic spine morphogenesis. Gene Ontology annotation, cellular component: cytoplasm; actin cytoskeleton; postsynaptic density.
AGAGAGAGAGAGCAUGCUGAUCAUGAGCUAAUAUUUUUACUCAUUUCGAGCUGUGCGUGCGUUGCUUGACCACCUUAACAAAGACGAGACCACCUCUCUCGCGCACACGCGCACUCACACGGAGACGAACGCACGCACGCUACCUCGCUCGCACGCGCGCGUGCACACUAAUAAUGCAGGCAGAGGCAUUCCCUCCUCGACAUUGAGGAAACGCACGCACGCUCGCUCGCGCGCGCGCAGGCUCGCUCCUCAUACCCUUGACAGGCGGGCAGGCACACACACACGCGCGCCCGCGCGCGCAUUCGCACACGCACGCUCUCGCGCUCUCUUCUCUCUCGCGCGCGCGCUCGCUCGCACACUCACACUCGCUGAGGCGCGGGCGGUGCUGAGGAGAGGCGAGAAGAGCUACAGCUAGAGAAACAGAGAGAGAGGGAGAGAGAUAGAGAGAGAGAGGGACAAAGGGAAGAAGAGAAGAUAAUAAAAGAAGGACGUGCUAAAGAAGAAGAGGAGUAAAAGGAAAUAAAGGAGGAAAAGAGAGAGGAGGAAGUGAACGCGCCGGUUGGAAGAAGAAGAAGAGAGAGGAGGAGAGACAGAGCGGAAAAGAGGAGAGAGAGAGAGGGCUACAGGAGGGAGGUGGAGAGAAAAGAGGUGGAUCAGGAAGCAGGAGGCCGGUGGCUCUCUCUCGUUGGCGGCGGCAGCGGCGCGCGGACACGGCAUUAUGGGAAAUGCACCAUCCCAAGAACCUGAUGGCAGCAGACGAUCUCAAAAAAGUUGGGACAGGGCAAUGGAAGGCGGUAAAACUAACGCUGGGGCCUGCUUUCCGAAGCAAGACCCCGAGCGUGGCGGGGGCCACAUCAUGUCCACUGAUGACCUGGAGUACCCCCGCGAGUACCGGACGCUGGGGAACGGACGGCGCUUCUCUAACGUGGGUCUGGUUCACACAUCGGAACACCGGCACACGGUCAUCGCCGCCCAGAGCCUGGAGGCCCUCAGCAACCUGCACAAAGCCGACAUGGAGCGCAAACGAGACGCCUUCAUGGAGCACCUGAAGAACAAAUACACACCACAGCACUCUCUACCACCUUCACCAUCCCCCUCACACGGCAGCAUGAGGGGGGCGUCCGAGAGGAGCGCAAGGGAGCAGCAACAGCCAAACUACUGGAGUUUUAAGAGUCGUAGUCCACGUCACUCUCAGUCCACUCAGUCUGGUCUGGCCGACCAGGCAUCCAAACUGUCCUUCGCCUCGGCCGAGUCUCUGGAGACGAUGUCCGAGGCCGACAUGCCGCUCGGCUUCAACCGCAUGAACCGCUUCCGCCAGAGCCUGCCCCUGUCCCGCUCAGCCAGCCAGAACAAGCUGCGCUCUCCCGGCGUUCUCUUCUUGCAGUUUGGUGAUGAGACUCGGCGUGUGCACAUCACUCAUGAGCUCAGCAGCCUGGAGACUCUGCACGCUCUCAUCGUCCACAUGUUCCCCCAGAAGCUGACAGCCAGCAUGCUGAAGUCGCCCAACACGGCAAUCCUGAUCAAAGACGAGGCGCGCAACGUCUUCUACGAGCUGGAGGACGUGAGGGACAUCCAGGACCGGAGCAUCAUCAAGAUUUACCGCAAGGAACCUGUCUACGGGACCUACACUGCUGCAGCCCACCUGGCCAAUGGAGACCUGAGGAGAGAGAUGGUGUACACAUCCCGCGAGUCCUCGCCCACUCGCCGCCUGAACACCCUUCCCUCCUCCACCUCGUCCCCGUCCGGUUCUUCACCCUCGCGCUCUCGCCUGUCUUACGGCGGCGGGGGUCGACCUCCCUCGUUUGGAGGUCCAGGCCACCCUCACCAGUCAGGGGGCUCCCAGCAUGGGCAUCACCCGUCCCCCUCCCACGGGCAAGGGCCUGGGGGGCUGACUGCCUCCCCUUCCGCCAUCCUGGAGCGUCGGGACGUAAAGCCUGAAGAAGAAGUGGCCGGCAAGAACAUGGUGCUCCUGAAGAACGAGGGUCUUUAUGCUGACCCCUACAAUAUGGUUCACGAGGGGCGUCUUAGCAUAGCCUCCACACAGUCUCUGGCCACCAUCGCUGACCCUUUCAGCUUCCCUGUGUCUGGGGGUCUUUACCGGCGGGGAUCCAUGAGGUCGCUCAGCACGUAUUCGGCCGCAGCACUGCAGGGAGACUUGGAGGACCAGCUCUAUAAGCCGGGAGGGAGCAUGUACUCGGAUGCCUAUGGCCCCGGCUCCACGCUGACUAUGGGCUUCCGGCUACCUCCGUCUUCCCCUCAGAAAAUCCCGGAUGUUCAGCUGAGGGACAGGGACUCGUACUCGGGGCCGCCCAGUCGCGGCUCGCCCGUCAGGCAGAGCUUCCGAAAGGAUUCAGCCUCUUCUUCUGUGUUUGUGGAGAGCCCCAAGUCCAGGCCUGGUUCCAGCUCGGAGCCGCUGGCAGAGGUGGGGAGAAAUACGUCUGGAUUUGGCUCACCACUGGCUGGAAACGAGACGGACACGCGUAGGGAUCGUAUGGAGGCUAUGGAGAAGCAGAUAGCCAGUCUCACCGGUCUGGUCCAGAGCGUACUCACCAGAGCACCGGACAGCGACAGCACAUGCGGCCUGCUGCGUCUCUGCAUGAUGGCUGGCUGCCCUCCGGACCAGGGGGCGGACUUCUCACGGCCCUUCCCUUUCUCUUCCAGCGAGAAGACGGAAUCCACCAGCGACGGCUCCGCCACAGGAACCGGCCGCCUGAUGAGGAAAGCUCUGACCCCGUCCGCCCCACUGGCCCUGAUGCCGCCCCCCGCCGCGACCCCGCAGGGCUCCACCGUGUCUAGACUGCAGAUGCAGCUCCACCUGCAUGAGCUCAGACAGAACGCCACCGACCUGCGCAAACAACUCGACCAGCUACGAAAGAUGCAGUUGCAGAACCAGGACUCGGUGCGCACCCUGAUGAAGCGGACGGAGGCGGAGCUUAGUGUAAGGGUGUCUGAUGCUCUGAGGAAGCAGGAGGAUCCACUCCAGCGACAGCGCCUCCUAGUGGAGGAGGAGAGGCUCAAAUAUCUCAAUGAGGAGGAACUUAUCAUACAGCAGCUACAUGAUCUGGAGAAGUCUGUAGAUGAGAUCCACAAGGAGAGCUCUGUGAAUCACAGGCACGUCUCGGUGCAGGAGCUGGAGGAGAAAGCUACAGUGCUGAGGAGACUGGGCGAGACACUAACCGAGCUAAAGAAUCAGUUCCCGGGGCUGCAGAGUAAGAUGCGUGUGGUGUUGAGGGUGGAGGUGGAGGCAGUGAAGUUUCUGAAGGAGGAGCCUCACCGACUGGACGCUCUGCUUAAACGCUGCAAAACCAUCACUGACACUCUCACUACACUCAAGAGACAAGUGAACGAGGGGAUCUGGAAGAAUCAGGACGAUUUCUCCAACCCCUCCUCCAAACACACCGGAUUAGAAGACUUCAAGAAAGGCUCGGACUUCGAGAUUCCCACGAGCCCUCCGCUCAACCUCAACGAGUCCAGCCUGGCCAACUGGAGCCCUCACGGCCACACCCACUCCCACAGCCACUCCCACAGCCACUCCCACAGCAACCCCUCCUCAGGGCAGCGGGAGAGGGAUUCUCAUGGGAUGGGGUCUCUGAAGGGGCGGGUUCUGGAGGAACUUGGAGGACGAGGAGGAACAGAUAAGGCUUCUUCUGUGGAGGUCCGACUGGCUGCUGAAAGGGACUGGGAGGAGAAGCGUGCCAGUCUGACGCAGUACAGCGCUCAGGACAUCAACCGGCUGCUGGAGGAGACCCAGGCUGAGCUCAUGAAGGCCAUUCCAGACCUGGACUUCGCUGCCAAGCAGAUCAAACCAGUGCAAAACCAGAAUCAGAACCAGAUCCAGAACCAGAGCGAAACCAACUCUAGCACCAGUGCCACACCCGAGCACAAACCCAGCAAAGCCCAGCAUACCGCACACAAGCUGAGUAAGGAGGGGUCCAGACGAGGGUCCGACGAGCUCACAGUCGCACGGUAUCGGACGGAGAAACCCUCCAAAUCCCCGCCUCCCCCACCACCACGAAGGAGCUUUCCUUCCUCACCAGGCCUCACCACACGCAGCGGAGAGAUGAUCGUCCCCGGCAAGAGCAUGAAGAAAUCAGAAUCUGACGAGACAGAGGUGCAGAAGCCCCAUAUAAAGUUGAGGAGGAGUGUGUCCGAAGCCCCCCGACCUGCCUCCACCCCACCCACAGUGGCAGGUGGUGAGAGAGAAGAUGGAGAGGAGGAUAAAGUGGCAGCAGAACUGGAGCAGUUCACAUUGUCUCAGGGGAGAUUAGAGGACCGGAUCAGCAAAACAAAAGUGAACACACAGGCUCAGCACAGCCCGUCCUCUUCUCCAGUCCCGCGGAUCAUCUUGACUGAAUGUCUUUCACUCCCUACAUCUCCAACCGAGAGCUCAGAGCCAAGCGGCUUCUCUAACACGGAAAAGCUCUCCAGCAAACCACAGAGGGAGAAGAACACAGCAAAUGACAUUAAUCUUAGUUAUUUUAGCCAUAUUGUCAAGACUCCCAGUCUGUCGCUAUGGAAACAGGACUUGGCAACCGGUCAUAAAAAGCCGUCUGGGACGCAGGACUUAGACUGGAAGCAGAAGGAGCUCCAGGCAGGGGCAAGGACUUCUCCAGCUGGUACACCGUCACCUGCAGCCGAGUCGGUCAAACGGUCACGGAACUUCGAGCUGAGGAUCCAGGAGUCGUUCGAGAAAGAAGACGCAAAAGAGACAGACGAGAGAGAAGAAGAUCAAAGGUCAGGGAUGCUCUCACCUAGAGGAACACUGCCAGAGAAAAACCAGCCCUCAGACGUGCUCAGAAGCGUGACCCGGACCCAAGGGGUCGGCCAGGAGGCCGGUAAAGAGGACAUAAAGCACAGCACCUACCGGCGUCUGGACAGUCUGGAGGAGACCAUCCGCGAGCUGGAGCUCAGUCUGAUGGAGUUCAGCACUCAUCCCAACAUGAACCACCUCUACACAUCCUCCUCUACUGCUGCCUCUAGCACACUUCAGACAUCCAGCAGCACCACCUCUACAUCUGAAUCCACCUCCAAGAGCACAGCAGAGUCCCAGAGACCCCCCGUCCCACCCAAACCCUCCAUCUGCACUCAGUUAACCAAGUCUGGCAGUGGGAGGGCGAUAUCUCGCCUAAAGCACCUUCAGCAGAGCGGAUCUGAGAAGAGCAAACUGAGCAAACAGAGAGAUGACUUCAUCAAGAGCCAGGGACAGCAGCAGCAGUGAGAAGAGCGACCGCAUCACCUGAUCUGACCCAGGCUCGCACGACCAACUCUCUUUCUUUCUCUCCUUUCUCAUCUGCACUUCUUCACCUCGACUUCAGAGUCGUCUCUCACUGAAGCCAACCAUAUCAGGCCUUGUCUACAACCCAACCCCUCAACACUGACCCCCUCUGUACCCCCUCCACCACCAGCAGGCCCACCAGUUGUCCAUAUCUGUAAAAGUGUGUGUGGUUGAUUGUCUGUGGAAGAACAACAUCACAAGCCAGGCCUGUGAUAACAUAAGAACUGUCCACUCUCCUCACUCUGUCCUGUUGUAGCCUCUGCCCAUUAGGUUGUGGGUGAAU